Penicilliopsis zonata CBS 506.65 is the source of this 1599-nucleotide messenger RNA. RefSeq lists its product as hypothetical. The coding region runs from base 1 to 1599 and encodes 532 amino acids. The record is from RefSeq and is a predicted model, not a curated record. The transcript is spliced from 2 exons. NCBI's taxonomy places the organism in Eukaryota, Fungi, Ascomycota, Eurotiomycetes, Eurotiales, Aspergillaceae. Gene Ontology annotation, biological process: fatty acid metabolic process. Gene Ontology annotation, molecular function: FAD binding; oleate hydratase activity.
AUGUCUUCUCGAGACCCCCAACAGAGCCAGUGCUGGAUCAUCGGCGGCGGCGUUGCCUGCCUGGCCGCCGCCGUGCAUCUGCUCGAGACGGGCAUUCCAGGCCCCAAUAUCCAUUUCAUCGAGAUCAUCUCCUCGGAGCGCGACAAGCAGCAGCGUCUGUCUUCCUUUGGCAAUGCCGUCGACGGGUAUUCCAUCCAUGCGGGACUGCAGCCAGACUUCCACGGACAGUGUAUGCGCGAUCUCCUCCGUCUGGUGCCUUCUGAUCCCGCCCAUCCGAGAGAAUCUCUCUAUGAGACUCUGCAGACAGAAUGGAGGCAGGCAGAGACAUCUUCUUCUCAAACCCCCACGCGACUGCUUCAACACGGCCAACGCAGCCAUCUCCACCACUUUGACCUCAAGCUGCAGGACCGGCUCGACCUGGCGCGCAUCAUGAUGGUGGCAGAAGACAGUCUGGCCGACCAGAGCAUCCGGCAGCUGUUCGACAGCCGUUUCUUUGCGUCCACCUUUUGGAUCUUCUGGUCCACAACGUUCGCCCUCCAGCCGUGGCACAGCGCCAAAGAGCUCCGGCGCCAUCUGUGCAAGCACCUGCCCGACAUCCAGGAGAUCAACGACUCGCAGAUCUUCGGCCGGCUGCAGAUGCGCUUCUUCGACGCCGUCGUCCGUCCCCUCCGCCGGUAUCUCGCGGCGAGGCAAGUCGAUUUCUGGCCUGAGGCCGCCACUCACGUGUCUCGCUUAGUCAUGGACAACAGUCACGUGGUGCUGACUCAGCUGGAGAUAUCCCAGGCGAAAGAAACCACCACCAUCUCUCUCGGGCCUCACGACGUCUGCAUCCUCAACCCAGGCCCGAUCGCCUCAACCGUAGCCCUGGGCAGUCAUUUUGCUCGGCCAGACGUGCAUCAACAGACCAUCAGCCGCCCCGACAGCCGCGACUGGUCGCUCUGGUACCUGCUCGCGGCGGAGAGUCCCCGGUUCGGCAACCCGGCCAACUUCAUCGGACGCGUGGGCGAGUCGCGGCUCGUCACUUUUACCGUGACGCUGCGCAGCCCGCUGUUCCUGCAGCAUUAUGUCGCGCUGACGGGGAACCAGCCCGGCGCGGGGGGCGCGAUGUGCACGUUGGGCGACAGCCGGUGGUGUCUGAGCGUGAAUGUGCCUCGGCAGCCGGUCUUCGAUGACCAGCCAGCCAAUGUACAGGUGAUCUGGGGGUACGGACUCAACGCCCAGGAAGAGGGAACCCUCGUCCACAAGGGAAUGGCAGAGUGUACGGGGGAAGAGAUCCUCUCGGAGCUGCUCGUCCAUCUGCAGGUUCCGAGUGACGCCCAGCAAGAGAUCCUCGCUUCCUCCGUGUGUGUGCCCUGCGUGAUGCCCUAUGCUACGGCCGCCAUGCUCACCCGCGUCAAGGGGGACCGGCCUGAUACGCUCGUCCCGGGGGGGAAUGUCGCUCUCGUCGGUCAGUUCGUGGAGCUGCCCGAUGAACCGGCGUUUAGCAUGGAGUAUAAUGUGCGAGGGGCGCAGCUGGCUGUCUCGCAGCUGAUGCAGACGCCUGCGCCGAGGAAGGCCAUGCGGAACCGUCUUUUUGAUGUGUUUGAUAUCCUGGCGUAG